AUGGCCCAUAUUUUAGACGUCGAGCCCGAGGUCCUCAUCGAGAUAUUCCAUCACAUUGGGGUGGUCGAGCUUCUGCGGUUCAAAGUCACUUGCAGCAAGAUCUACGGCAUCAUCGAUGGUGCGGCCGAUCUGCACUACAAGAUCGCACUGGAGAAGACUGGGAUGUUGUCGAAUCCCCGGUGCCAGGAUGGAAUCGACGAUCGACUUGCCUGGCUCAAAGCGAGAGAUGACGCCUGGGGCUUCUUCGACGUCAGGGAUCGGAACGAGGUCUCUGUCCCCGCUAUAUCCUCAGGCUUGUACGACGUUUCUUUGACAGACGCCUUUGUGGGUAUGAAGUCAAACGACGGCAGUGGGUCUGUGGGUUUGAUGAGCAUUCCACUUCCCUCAAUGUUUUUGGGUGGUGACGAAGAGCUCGUCGACUGGAACGUACUCAACCUGAAUAUGAACAUUCUCGAAUUCACUCUAGCUGUCGACGAGCACGAUCUGGUUGCCUGUCUUAUUUCUUCUCCAGAGGAAGAAGACCCCGAUACGUCAAACCUCAUGUUAGUCCUUAUGCGACACUCCACCUGGGAGCCUCAUGAUAUGGCCAAGGAACCUGUGUUGUGGGUGUGCCGCGUCAAGAAGGCCCAAGGGAAGCCAAAAAUUGCCCUUCAAAUAUGCGGUGAAAACAUUGCAAUUGCCGUUGCAUUCUCGAUCUUCGAGACCGACGUAGGUCCUAGUGGUUGGCUCGUAUUCUUCGACUGGAAGAAAGGCAAUAUGAAAUCGGUGCCGUUUCCGGUGUUCAACCCUGCGAUAGUCUUCCUCAGGGAGGAUAUAGUAGCUGCUCCGAACUCGCUGCGGCGCUCCAUUGACAUCUACCAUAUCCCGUCGUCAGAGUCGAUGGCAUCAAAUCCUCCAUGCAAAUACCCCUUCCCGACGCGUGCUCGUCUCAUCCACGCCCUCCUUCUACCUGAGCUCAACGAAAGCCCAGGAGUAAGGACUAACAUCAUCUCGUUCUCUUGUCAUUCCUCUCCAAUCCCGACAGGCGGCGGGAUAUUUCCCGGAAACGUUCCUAUCACACACCCUUACGCCAACGACCCCGAGCGGGCGAUCAUCGUGUUCGCUCUCGAAGCAGCUCAAACAGAAGGCGACACGACCGUGACACACGAUUUCCAUUUAAUUGUACACCGCCAGGCAUUGCUCAACCUCAUCCCUUGGGACGCCAUUCUCGAGGAUGAGGUAGCGGAGGGGCAUGCGGACGAUAUUGCGGAGGCACUCCAACGCUUUGCGCUGACUAGGGAAUCGAUGCCUUUUCCCGACGACGCAAUGCCGCCGGGUGGGAUCCAAAAGCAUGGAGUACCGACGCAGGAUUGGAACGAUUGGGGCCCAUCCGUCACACGCUGGUUCAAUGCCGACGACCUUUCCAGGGCGUUCAUAUCCAACUCAUCCGGACAGCGCUACGUACAGUAUACCCGAGGCGGCUCAAUCAGCAUCCUCGACUUUAAUCCGUGGACCGUUAGGCGUGCCUAUAACGGCCUUGGGAACAAGGCGCCAGUCGAAGGACCGCACUGUAUCUUAUCCGUUGUGGGACUGAAUCAGGGGGGAGUGGAAGGAGAUGUAUUGGAAUUGGAAGAGAAUAUGUGCUCCGGCGAAGGUAUGUUUGCGGAGGAUGUGGUCGGAACCUUGCCCUACGUAAAAUGCCGGAGUAAGGAGGAGUUCAACUUCGAUGGAAUUGUAAUGCAUGACGAGAUGCUGUUGGGCAUGAAGAUCAAUCGUGAAAGAAGGAACCUCGACACCAUGAGCGUUUUGUAUUUCGGCUGA
Messenger RNA from Cyclocybe aegerita, 1800 nucleotides. NCBI's taxonomy places the organism in Eukaryota, Fungi, Basidiomycota, Agaricomycetes, Agaricales, Hemipholiotaceae. The record is from the annotation of a GenBank genome assembly.